AAGAUGUGAAAACUCAUGAAGCAUAAUUUUCUUUUGUCCUUUUUGCGUAAUGACAGAUUUAAAAACGAUUGACUUCAAAUCUACCAGACUAUUGUCGGGGAUCCCAAGCAUAAUUCAGUAUUUCGUUUCUUACAUUCCUCUUUGUCUUCGAAGCUCAAUCAUCGCUGACCACCUGCGAUCGAUUAAUGGCUGCUUCUUCUUCUUCUUCUUCUGGCCUUCCUUGGAAAUACGAUGUGUUCAUCAACUUCAGAGGGGAAGACACUCGCAAGAUCUUCAUCGGCCAUCUCUACAGAGCUCUGCGUCAGAAACCAAUCAACACCUUCAUUGAUUCCAAAGAGCUCAGAAAAGGCGACCGCCUUUCCGAGCUCCUGACGGCGAUUCGAGAGUCCAGGCUUUCGAUUGUAGUUUUCUCUCAAAAUUAUGCUUCUUCCACUUGGUGCUUGAAAGAACUCGUCGAAAUUCUGGAAUGCAACGAUAACAAGAACCAAAUUGUGGUCCCAAUUUUCUACGAAGUCGAUCCAUCCGAUAUUCGUAAACACAAAGGAAGUUUCGCCGAAGCUUUUGAUCAGCAUGAAGGCCAUUCUAACGCCAACAUGGAGGAGGUGCGGAGCUGGAGGUCCGCCCUUACUCGAGCCACCAAUUUAUCCGGCUGGGAUUCGCGAAACUAUGAGGAUGAUGCAAAGCUUAUUGAGGAAAUUGUAGAAGAUGUUUAUAGGAAAUUGAUCCACAUCUCAUCAACUUCAAGCAAAGAUAAUGAAUUGGUUGAAAUGGAUUCUCAUAUGCAUGAAAUGCAUUUACGAUUACAUCUUGAUCCUCCUGGCGUGGAAUUGGGUGAUGUUCGCGUUGUUGGAAUAUGGGGUAUGGGUGGUUUAGGCAAAACAACCAUCGCUAGAGCUGUUUAUGAUGAAAUUGCUUGUCAAUUUGAAGCUUGUUGCUUUCUUGAAAAUGUCAAGGAGGGUUUUAUGAAGCAUGGUGAACUCCAUAUGCAGACACAACUUCUAUCAAGUAUCUCGGGCAACAAGGUGGGGAGUUCCGACAUAUCGAAUAAAGGUUUCCUGGUGAUGUUAAAAAGAUUUGGUCACAGAAAAGUUCUUCUUGUUGUUGACGAUGUAGACACAUUAGAACAAAUUGAAGCCUUAAUCGGAAAGCAGCAUUCUUUUGGCGAUGGAAGUAGAAUCAUUAUAAAAACAAGGAAUGCGCAAUUACUAAGCGGAGCUGAUGCGAUAUAUAGGCCCAAGAAUAUCAGUGAUUGUGGAGCUCUGGAACUUUUUAGGCAGUACGCCUUUAGAACAAACCAACCCACCAGAGAUUAUGAUGAUCUUUCGAGGCGUGUCACACAAUAUGCUCAAGGUCUGCCUUUAGUACUCAAAGUCUUGGGAGCUUUUCUUGAUGACAAAACUGUACGCGAGUGGGAAGAUGUGUUAGAAAAAAUAAGGAAAAUCCCGCAUAGGGGAAUUUAUGAUGUGCUUAAAACAAGUUUCGAUGGACUAGAUGACACAGAGAAGGACAUCUUUCUAGAUAUUGCAUGUUUCUUUAAAGGGAUGAAGAAAGACUAUGCAACCGAAAUUAUGGACAGUUGUGGUUUCUAUCCUCAUACAGGAAUAAGAGUUCUAAUCGAUCGGGCGCUCAUAACUGUCUCAGGGGAGGGGGAACUGGAGAUGCAUGAUUCACUAGAGGAAAUGGGCCGGGAAAUCGUCCGCCAAGAAUCUAUCAAAGAGCCUGGGAGACGAAGUAGAUUGUGGAGCUAUGAAGAUGUUCAUCAUGUGCUAACUCAAAAUACGGCUACAAAAGCAAUUAAAAGCAUAAUCCUGGAUUUGUCGUGCUCAGAUUGGGUGUGCUUAAAUGCUCGAGCUUUUGCUAAUAUGACUCAACUAAGACUUCUCAAGAUCAGUUAUGAGUUCCCCUACUCAAAUGAUGAUUACUGCAAACAACACCUGAUUGGGCACUUGAGGUUUUUUUCUCAUGAGUUGAGGUGUCUCACCUGGUUUGGAUUCCCCCUUAAGUCUUUGUCAUCCAACUUUCAGUUAAAAAAUCUUGUUGGCCUUGACAUGCGAUAUAGUCUCAUUGACCGACUUUGGAAUGGAACCCAGAUGCUGGAAAAGUUGAAAUUCAUCGAUUUAAGUUAUUGUCUAUACCUUAAAGAAACCCUUGACUUCAAAAAGGUCCCAAAUCUUGAGAAGCUAAUUCUUCGAAGUUGUAGAAGUUUAGUUGAGGUUCACCCAUCUAUUUCGACUCUUACAAACCUUGUUUUAUUGGAUCUGGAUGGGUGCGAGAAACUUAAGAUUAUAGCCAGCGACAUUUGUACGAAAUCUCUUAAAACCCUUGGUGUUUUUGACUGCCGGAGUCUUGAGAUCUUUCCAGAGAUUUCAGAAGUUAUAGACAAACUAUUCGAACUUCAUUUAUCCGGGUCAAAAAUUAAAGAGUUACCCUCGUCAAUUAAUAAUCUCACGGGGUUGCGUCAUUUGAACCUGAAAGACUGCAAGGAACUUAAGGGGGUGUUUGUUUCCCCUCACUAAAGUUCAUUGGACUGGACUGGACUAAAGAUUAGUCCAGUCCCGCGUUUGUUUCCUGGCUGGACUAGUUUUAAUGGGAUUAGCCAGGACUCGCUUUCACUAACAACCUCACUAGCCGUUCUUAGCGUGACCCCUCGAAAACUUCUUCGUCCUGCUCGACUCACCUCCCCGACCUCGAUUUCGAUGGCAUAAGCUUAAGGUGUGGCUUCAUCUCUGAUGACGAACUCGUCGACGUCUUCAUCUCCGACGAAGACCUCGUCGACUGGGUCAUCUCCACCAUCUUUUUCUCCUUCGCUGCUUCGCUAUUGCCAUGGUCGUGGGUUUCAAGCUACUGAUUUUGGCUUUGCCUUCGGCUUGCCUCCUCAUCGACCAGGUUGUCUCCGCCAUGACUGCUUCGCAAUCUCAGUAAUUUUUUUUGUUUUGGGUUUUUGGGUUUUUUUUUUUUUUUUUUUCUGGGAUUUGCAGGUUUAAUUGGUUAUUGGAAGGCUUGCCUUUCUUUUUGGAAUCUCUUAAGGCUUGGCAAAUGGUUAACUAACAAAUUCUCUUAAUUAAACAAGAAAAUUAAGAGAUUAAUGCAUAAUUUGAUAGAGAGAAAAUGAUGGAGAAGAGAAAUGAGGAAGGCUAAAGGAAGGAAGGGGAAAGAAAAUUUGCUUAGGUCCAUUCAUUUCCAGACUUCACUGCCCUUUAAUUAUUAAUUUUUGUUUAAUUUUUAAUCCAAAAGUGAAUUAAAAAUGGCAAAAAAAAUAUAUUAUGUGACUUAGUCCGACACUGCACCAAACACUUCACUAAGCUAGUCCAGCUUAGUCUAGUCUAAGCCAGUCCAGCUUAGUCCUUGAAGCUAGUCCAGUCCAAGACAGUCCGGUGCAACAAACGCACCCUAAGAGUCUUCCUCGCACCAUUCGUUUGAAAUCUCUCAAAACUCUUGAUCUUUCUGGCUGCUCGAGUCUUGAGAUGUUUUCAGACAUUUCACUUAUGAUGGAACUAUCAGAGCUUAAUUUAUCCAGGUCAAAAAUUAAAGAAUUGCCCUCGUCAAUUAUUAAUCUCACGGGAUUGCAUCGUUUGGACCUAGAAGAUUGUAAGGAACUUAAGAGCCUUCCAAGUAGCAUUUGUCAACUUGAAUCCCUUAGAAAUGUUAAUCUUUCUGGUUGUACAAAAGUUGAGCUUCAUUUGGAUGGAACAUCUAUUGAAGAGCUUUCCCCCUCGAUUGAACGGCUUCAGGGGCUUGAGGUAUUACAUCUGAGAGACUGCAGAAUCCUUGUGCAUCCCGGUGGGUGCACAAAUCUUUCUGAAUCACCUGUCACCUUUGAAGAUUUAGUACGCUUGUGGGAUAGUGCAGUAGAAAUUGAUAAUUGGGAUACCGACAUUUUGACAUGUGUACUAUACUCCUAAACAUCAUCGGCAUCCAAUCGGUCACUAUGCAGAUUGUGGGAUACGAAGCUCUGUUUUGAAGCAAUCAAUAGGUCUCCAUGCCACGUGGGGCGGCUUUCAAUUGCUUAUGUGAUUAUGUCGCCAGGGAGAGAAACUGUGAAGAUAUUGCAAUGUCAUAGGUUGUUGCUAACUUGUUAAUGCCACCGGUGCUCCUCCAAUUUGGGUGAAAGAAUUGAAUGAAGAGAGGAGGUUGAUGGUGUACGUGGGAAACAAUUCAACUGACCCUGAUCCCAGCUCCUUGUGUUUGGAAGGAACUUUGGAUUGCAGCGUUGUUGCCGGGAAGAUUGUGAUCUGUGACAGUGGUAUUAGGCCCAGAGUGCUGGAGGGACAGGUGGUGAAAGAUGCAGGAGCCAUUGGUAUGAUUUUGGCAAACACAGCUGCAAACAGAGACCAAUGUUUCUGUUUUGACACUUCAUACAACUGUCACUAAUGUUGGCCCUGCGAAUUACCACGCCAUAGUUUCGCAGUUCAAAGGUGCUUAUGUGAAAGUUUUGACGUAUGACUUCACCAGAGAAAAUCAAAAGCUAACUUAUAAGAUCACCUUCACUACGAAAUAUCGGCUGGCAGUUCUGGAAUGCAGAGGGUUGGUGUGGAAGGAUGGAGUGCACAGGGUGAGAAGCCCUAUUGUUGUAGUUUGGCUACCUCCACUGUGAUUCAUGCACUGGAGGUUUUUUUUUCUUUUUCUUUUGGCAUGAUUUACUUUCAGUGUGUGUGUUAAUGCUUUUUAUUCCAUCUGAGCAUUUCAGUCCUUGCAGUACAUGAGCAUUUCAUUGUGAAAGCCCACAACUGGGGUACGUGAUUAGGGUUAUUUGGCACCAGCUGCUGCCCCUUUGUUUAGAGCAGAUUGUGCGAAAAGAAAGCAGCAGCCGACAGCCCCCAAGAGAAGAAGAAGAGCUGCUGCCCCUCUUUGUUAGCAAUCAGUCCAUCAAAGUCGUAGUUGUUUUAUUAGCUAUGAGCUUUGUAUAGAGAGGAAAUUAAUCAUUAUAUUUCCUUCUCUAUUUGUUUAUUUGGUGUGUGAGAGCUAUUGGGUGUAUCUGGGGUUUUGAAUUGUGAGGUUGCCAAACACUUUGUAAAUUAAUACUCCCAUUUGGUUGAUAGCGGACUAUUGGUGAGCUCCUACUGCUCCGAGGACAUAAUCUAGUUACACUGUCUGUUGAGGAACCUCGUUAAA
Molecule: messenger RNA, 5112 nt
Organism: Pyrus x bretschneideri (Chinese white pear)
Lineage: Eukaryota; Viridiplantae; Streptophyta; Magnoliopsida; Rosales; Rosaceae
Product: disease resistance protein RPV1-like
Exons: 6
Coding region: 186-2516 (776 amino acids)
Biological process (GO): defense response; signal transduction
Molecular function (GO): ADP binding
Source: RefSeq, a predicted model, not a curated record